AUGGCUUCUAGGGAUUUCCUGGGAAGGUUUGGACGGGAUGGAGGGCCAGCGCCUGCUGUUGGCGCCGCCGCAGGGGCCGGCGGGGAGUCGGACGAGAUCGAGCUCAGCCUCGGCCUGUCCCUCGGAGGCUGCUUCGGCGCCGACCCAUCGCAGGAGGGGAAGAAGCCGCGGCUCCAUCGCUCGUCCUCCAUCGCCUCGAUCUGCUCCUUGCCAGCUGCCACCAGCUGCGGGGCGCAGGCGCAGGACGCCGCCGCCGCUACCGUGCCUCCGCCGGACCAGCUGCUCCGCACCUCCUCUCUCCCCGCCGAGUACAUGGAGGACCGGCUCCGCCGCCGGGCGAUGCAGAGCCAGCGACGCCUCGAGGCCAAGCGCAAGCGCCUCGAGCGCCGGAACUCGGGCAGGCCAGUUCUGGCGGCUGGUGGUGGCGCCGCCGCCCGCGACAAAGGCCUUGAGCACACCGUGCCCAGCGGCUUCCAGCUCCACCGUACGGUCGCCGCCUUGACGACCGCGGGUUCGCCAACGCCAAGCCGGCCGCAGCAAGGACUGGCGGAACGCCGAGCGGAGGCGAGCAGCCCGGCGGGCGCUCCCACGUCGUCGGACGGCGUGAGCGUCGGGCAGAGCAGCAGCUCCCUUGUCCCGAAGGAGACAACAACCUCCGGAGGAAGGCCGUCGUCGGACAGCAACGCGGCCUGCCACGAGCCGCAGCAGCCGCCGGCGCCGCUGCGCACGCUGCGGUCGCUGACGAUGCGGACGGCGAGCACGGGCGACCUCCGGAACACCAUGGCGGAGGACAUGCCGAUGGUGUCGUACAAGGCGGCGGAGAGCUCCAGCGGCGGCGGUGGCCGGAAGACCGACGGGUUCCUGUACAAGUACAGGAAGGGGGAGGAAGUGAGGAUCGUGUGCGUCUGCCACGGCAGCUUCCUCACGCCCGCCGAGUUCGUCAAGCACGCCGGCGGCGGCGAGGUGACCAACCCGCUGCGCCACAUCGUCGUCAAUCCGCAGCAGUCGGUGUUCCUGUAG
Messenger RNA from Miscanthus lutarioriparius, 1020 nucleotides. Lineage: Eukaryota; Viridiplantae; Streptophyta; Magnoliopsida; Poales; Poaceae. The record is from the annotation of a GenBank genome assembly.